Molecule: messenger RNA, 1275 nt
Organism: Lactuca saligna
Lineage: Eukaryota; Viridiplantae; Streptophyta; Magnoliopsida; Asterales; Asteraceae
Source: the annotation of a GenBank genome assembly
AUGGAUUCAAAAAGCUACGACGAGCUACAUGGAAGCAACGACUGGGAUGGUCUUCUUGACCCCUUAGAUCACAGUCUACGCUCUCUCAUCCUCGGCUAUGGUGACCUCUGUUCCGCUGCUGAACGUGCCUUCAAUGACGAUCAGGGCUCCAAGUACUGCGGCUACUGCCACUACGGGAAGAGCUCCUUCUUCAAGGGCCUGAUGCUCCCUUGGGCUGAAUCUAAGUUUCAAGUCACUUCUUUCAUCUAUGCCACCUCAAGCAUCGAGCUUUCUUUGCUCAUUCCUCGCAUGCCUCGUGAAGCUGAUAGUGCCUUCGAUUCAAACUGGAUGGGUUACGUAGCAGUUUCUAACGAUGAGUACAGUAAAUCCAUUGGUCGUCGUGAAAUAUGUGUCGUUUGGCGCGGGACUGUUAGACUUUACGAGUGGAUGGAUGACAUCUUAGGCGCAACGCCUGUGUCAGCUGAGCCACUAGUUCCACCUGUAAAUCGUAGUAGCGCUACGCUAACUGAUGAAGUUAAGAAGAUACCACAAAUCAUGGGUGGGUGGCUUAUUAUUUACAACACGAGUGACCCAAAUUCUGAAUUCCUUAAAACAAGUGCUAGAACACAGCUCUUGGGACGAAUCAAUGAGUUGCUGAUCAAGUACAAGAAUGAAAAAGUAAGCAUAACAUGCACCGGACACAGCCUUGGUGCAUGCCUAGCAACUUUAUCUGCGGUUGACCUUGCUGCCAACGUUGGUGUCAAUGUAUCUGCGUUUGUUUUCGAGUCUCCUCAAGUGGGUAACCAGGCUUUCAAAUCAAAGAUCGAGGAAAUGGCUAACCUUAAAGUGUUGAGGGUAAAGAAUGUUCCCGAUAUUAUCCCGUUUUGGCCAAGCAAGCUACUGAAAUGGGUUAACGAAAAGCAUUGGGUGACUGUGCCAAGUGAUUUGUUGGAGUACGUUGAUGUUGGGAUCGAGAUACUGAUUGAUACCAAGAAGUCACCAUACUUGAAGGAGGAAAAUGGGUUGAAUGGAAUGCUACAUCCAAUGGUUUUCCAUAACUUGGAGGGUGUUUUGCAUACUUUGAGUGGUUGGAUUGGAAUGAAUGGAGAAUUUGAUUGGAGUUUGGAGAAGAGAGAUUUAGGUUUGGUAAAUAUGUCGACUGAUUAUCUGAAGGAUGAAUUGAAGAUACCAGGGACUUGGUGGGGUGAGAAGAACAAAGGAAUGGUGCUUAAUGAUGAUGGUCAUUGGGUUUUGUCACCAAUAGAUCCGAAUGAUCAAGAUCUACCAGUGUACUAA